AUGCCCAACAUCAUGCUCUUCAGUGGCAGCUCACACCAGGACCUGUCCCAGUGCAUGGCCGACCGGCUGGGCCUGGAGCUGGGCAAGGUGGUCACCAGGAAGUUCAGCAACCAGGAGACCAGCGUCGAGAUUGGUGAAAGUGUGAGGGGAGAUGUGUACAUCAUCCAGAGUGGCUGCGGAGAAAUCCACGACAACCUGAUGGAACUCCUCAUCAUGAUCAAUGCCUGCAAGAUCGCGUCAUCCUCCAGGGUGACCGCUGUGAUCCCGUGCUUCCCCUACACCCACCAAGACAAAAAGGACAAGAGUCAUGCUCUGAUUUCGGCAAAACUCGUGGCCAAUAUGCUCUCGGUCGCUGGGGCGGAUCACAUCAUCACCAUGGACCUGCAUGCCUCUCAAAUCCAGGGGUUCUUUGAUAUUCCCGUGGAUAACUUGUACGCGGAGCCCGUGGUCCUGCGAUGGAUUCAGGAGAACAUCACCGAGUGGAGAAACUGCAUCAUUGUUUCACCUGACGCCAGGGGCGCCAAAAGGGUCACGUCAAUCGCAGACAGGUUGAAUGUGGAAUUUGCUUUGAUUCACAAGAAGAGGAAGAAGGCAAAUGAAGUGGACCAGAUGGUGCUGGUGGGCGACGUGAAGGACCGCGUGGCCAUCCUUGUGGAUGACAUGGCCAACACAUGUGGCACCAUCUGCCAUGCUGCGGACAAGCUACUCUUGGCUGGAGCCACCAAAGUUUAUGCUAUCCUUACCCAUAGGAUCUUCUCUGGUCCAGCUAUUUCCAGAAUAAAUAAUGCCACCUUUGAGGCUGUUGUUGUGACAAACACUAUUCCCCAAGAGGACAAAAUGAAACACUGCUCCAAGAUUCAGUUUACUGACAUUUCAAUGAUCUUGGCCGAGGUGAUUCGAAGGACCUACAACAGUGAAUCUGUGUCUUACCUGUUCAGCCACAUCCCACUGUAAAUCCAGGAUGUGAGGUGUGGAAGCAAACCUGCUCUGGCUUAACUUGCGUGCAUUUGUCUGAUUUAUUAGCUUUAGGACUAAGCAGUUAUAUUAAUGCAAAAGCAUCAGAUCUUUGUAUACUACGAGAUCCACUGGUUUUCCCCCCUUAAAGCUCUCGACCAUUUAUUUUCAGUUUGGUGUGGAGGGCAGUGGUUAUUUGAUCUUUAAGUGAACAGUCUUAAAUGAGAAAUGUUUUUGUUAUCAUGAUUUGUUCUGAUAGGUGACCUUUUUUUCCUUUGUUCUGUCAGUGCUUUGAGGCCACAACUUUCAAGUUUAUAAUUCCAUUGUGGAAGUUCAUAGUUUAUGUAUUUCAGGGUUACUAAAAGUCAGCUCAGAUUAAAGCCUCUGUGUAAAUAUAAAAUGAUAAUGCCUAUGGACAUUUGGGUGAAACCCUAUAGUGAAUUAGCCUUUUGCUUCUAAGUGAACCUUAGAGAAUUUAUAAUACCCUGAAUUUUGAGUAUUUGUUUUAGUGAUCAGGUUUCCAAUAAACCAUUUUGGUUAUUAU
Physeter macrocephalus (sperm whale) is the source of this 1498-nucleotide messenger RNA. Its product is annotated as ribose-phosphate pyrophosphokinase 2-like. Gene Ontology annotation, biological process: purine nucleotide biosynthetic process; 5-phosphoribose 1-diphosphate biosynthetic process; ribonucleoside monophosphate biosynthetic process. Gene Ontology annotation, cellular component: ribose phosphate diphosphokinase complex; cytoplasm. Lineage: Eukaryota; Metazoa; Chordata; Mammalia; Artiodactyla; Physeteridae. The transcript has a single exon. The record is from RefSeq and is a predicted model, not a curated record. The coding region runs from base 1 to 954 and encodes 317 amino acids. Gene Ontology annotation, molecular function: ATP binding; magnesium ion binding; ribose phosphate diphosphokinase activity.